Molecule: messenger RNA, 2149 nt
Organism: Capsicum annuum
Lineage: Eukaryota; Viridiplantae; Streptophyta; Magnoliopsida; Solanales; Solanaceae
Product: glucan endo-1,3-beta-glucosidase 8
Exons: 4
Coding region: 580-2022 (480 amino acids)
Biological process (GO): carbohydrate metabolic process
Cellular component (GO): plasma membrane
Molecular function (GO): hydrolase activity, hydrolyzing O-glycosyl compounds
Source: RefSeq, a predicted model, not a curated record
UUUUAACAUUAAAUACCCUAUUCAAAUUAAGCAUGAUAUGUUUGAAAUAGAUUGAGCACUUGUUAUAACUAGUUAAAUUAUACAUUCUCUCAUAACGAGGUCAGCUAUUCAAGCAGUAAAAAUAAGCUCUUGCAGAAAUAUCGAGUAAGACUGCAUAUACUAAACAAUUAUGGUCAGAUUAUUUUUCGUAGUGAAAACUUUAGUGGAUCGAACUGUUAAUUUUACCUCUUCUCAUAGGUUUGUCUCGACUAUUAUCCCCCACCUUUAGUACUUAACUGAAUCAAUGUCAGACUAAGUCUAUUUUCUCUCAAAUCUCUUUCAAUUUCUUUUCUUAUAUUAUCCUCUUUUUUCUUGAUUCUAAUAUCCUUUUUAAUUUAUCAUUAUCAAAAUUCCUAUUCCUUUUCGUUUCUUUGUUCAAUAUACCUUUUUUUUUUGCAUCAAUAAGUCACUUGUAUUUCCAAGAUUCUACUUACCCAUCAUCCAAAUUCAUUAUUUUUUCAUAAAAAAAAACUCUUGUAGUGAAAAGAUUGAAUCAUUUUCUUGUGAGAAUAUUGGUAUUGGUAUUCCUUCUUGACAAACAUGUUGAAAGUUGGUGUUUUAGUAGUGUUUGUUUUUGUGGUGUAUUGGGUUGAUCAUAAUAUAGAUGUUGUUGAAGGAUUAGGAGUAAACUGGGGAACAAUGGCAACACAUAUGUUGGAUCCUAAAAUAGUUGUGCAAAUGUUGAAGGACAAUGGUAUUAAGAAAGUUAAGUUGUUUGAUGCUGAUAAAUCCACUAUGAAUGCACUUGCAGGUACUGAUAUUGAAGUUAUGGUUGCGAUUCCGAAUGAUCAACUUCUUGCUAUGACGGAUUAUGAUCGAGCUAAGGAUUGGGUCAGACGCAAUGUCACUCGUUACGAUUUCAAAAAUGGUGUCAACAUCAAAUAUGUUGCAGUUGGUAAUGAGCCAUUUUUGAUAACCUACAACAACUCCUUUGUGAACUUAACAUUCCCAGCUUUGCAAAAUAUCCAAAAUGCACUGAACGAAGCUGGUGUUGGGGACUCCAUAAAAGCAACUGUACCGCUUAAUGCUGAUGUCUAUUUCUCACCGGAGUCUAAUCCUGUACCAUCUGCUGGUAGAUUCCGGGCCGACAUUGCUGAACUAAUGACACAGAUUGUUCAGUUCAUGAGCAAGAAUCAAGCACCCUUUACAGUAAACAUAUACCCCUUUCUAAGUCUUUAUGCCAAUGAACAUUUCCCUAUUGACUUUGCUUUCUUUGAUGGUACUCCUAACCCUGUUAUCGAUAACGGGGUUGAGUACACCAAUGUAUUUGAUGCCAACUUUGAUACCCUGCACUCAGCCUUAAAAGCAGUUGGUUAUGGGGACCUAGCCAUCCUAGUCGGAGAAGUCGGUUGGCCUACGGAUGGUGACAAGAGUGCUAACUUAAACAACGCGUAUCGGUUCUACAGAGGACUGUUUGCAAAACUUGCAUCAAACAAAGGAACACCCCUUAGGCCAGGAUACAUUGAAGUGUACUUAUUUGGUCUCAUUGAUGAGGAUGCUAAAAGCAUUGCUCCAGGCAAUUUCGAGCGACACUGGGGAAUCUUUCGAUACGAUGGACAACCAAAGUUUCCAAUGGACAUAUCAGGACAAGGACAAGAUAAACAUCUUAUUGCUGCUAAAAAUGUGCAAUAUCUACCCAAAAGAUGGUGUAUGUUAAAUCCAAAAGCUAAAGAUUUAAGCAAACUUGCUGAGAGCAUUGACUAUGCUUGUACAUUUUCAGAUUGUACAGCAUUAGGAUAUGGUUCUUCUUGCAAUAAUUUGGAUGCUAAUGGAAAUGCAUCAUAUGCAUUUAAUAUGUAUUAUCAAGUUCAAAAUCAAUUGGAUGUGAGUUGUGAUUUUCAAGGACUUGCAAUGGUGACUGACAAGAAUUUAUCUCAGGGGACUUGUAAUUUUAUUAUUCAGACAGGUAUAUACUCUUUUUCACAUAAGGUUUUGCCAGAGAUUGUUGUGUUGUUAAGUGGCUUUACACUUAUUUUAAUGUAGAUAUAAGUAGGUGUGUGUGUAGAUAAAUUUACAAAUUUGUUGUUUUUGAUAAAUUUAUUUGAGGGAUUGUAUUCAAGACUAUGGGGUAUAUCACCCUUCAAUAAAAGUUAUACAGGAUUUGUGUUUU